GGCUGUUGCGCGAGCGACGGGGCGGGGCCGCGCCUCGCCUCGGAAGCGCUGCUCACGCGGCCGGAAGCGGAAGUUCGGGCGGGAGGGGGCGACCGCGGUGGCGGUUGCGGGGUUUCCCAGCGCUACGAUUUAUGUAGUUAAUAGAGCUGACUACUAAACUAAAGAGAAAAUGGCAUCUCUAGGAAAAGUUGACUAUGCCUCAUCGCCCAUCCGAGGACCUGGAGAUGGCAUGGAAACAGAACAGACGACUGAAUCGGUGGAAGUAAUCACUGGAGCCCACACUACAAACUAUCACAUCCACCACAGCCCACAAAAAAAGACAGUCUCUUCCCUGAGUCCUGGUGUUUUGCAGCUUGGGAAAAUACAUGCUGAUAAAUCAGUGGAGAUUGAAGCUGUUCGUAUAUUAGUCCCCAAAGCAGCUAUCACCCAUAUUGUUCCAACUAAAAAUGCUAAGGUAGCUAGAUCAGUGGGACAUAAAGGAGACACACUCCAUCAGUCAGAUGGAGCUGCAGAUCCCAAAGAACUGCUAGAGCUUAAAAAUACAGUAGAAAAGCUAAAGAAUUCAGAAAAAAGGUUGUUACAGGAUAAAGAAGGUCUCUCUAAUCAGCUGCGUGUACAGACAGAGGUGAAUCGGGAGUUGAAGAAAUUACUUGUUGCUUCUGUUGGGGAUGAUCUGCAGUAUCACUUUGAACGGAUGGCUCGUGAGAAAAAUCAGCUAAUCUUAGAAAAUGAGGUCCUAGGCCGGAAUAUGUCUCAACUGUCUGAACAAUUAGAGCGGAUGUCUAUACAGUGUGAUGUGUGGCGAAGCAAAUUCCUAGCAAGCAGGGUUAUGGCUGAUGAGCUAACCAAUACCAGAGCAGUUCUGCAGCGUCAAACCAGGGAUGCUCAGAGUGCAAUCCAGGACUUGUUGAAUGAACGUGAUCAGUUCCGUCAAGAAAUGAUUGAUACACAAAAACUGCUGGAGGAGCUGAUGGUUUCUCUUCAAUGGGGGAGACAGCAGACGUACUAUCCUAGUGCCCAACCUCACACUACAACAGAGCUAGCAGCUGUGAAUUGUAAACUAGCCAAAGCUGUAAGCUCACAUCUUCUUGGAAAUGUUGGCACUAACAGUCCAAAAAAGACUUCAACAGCUGUGGAGUUUUGCAGUACCCCUGCUGAGAAAAUGGCUGAAAUGGUGCUACAUGUACUGGAUCCAGUUGCAUGUACAGAAACAUCAACAUCUUUUUCUGAGGCUUCUCCCUCUUCCUUUCUUUCCACAAAGAAGAGUAUUGGAAGGUUUCACCCAUAUACAAGAUAUGAAGAUGUAACUUUCAAUUGCUGCAACCACUGUCAAGGAGAGCUCAUAGCCCUUUAAAAACGCAGCCAAUGCAGCUGCACAUGCACUCUUUCUGAAGAAUUACACUAAUUGAUAUUCAGCAGGCUUCCCCUUUUCCUAUUUCUUUCCAUAAAGGGUGGGUUUAGCAUUGGAAAUGAUGCAGUGUCUUCUUCUCUAUGUCUUGAGGUUAGGGGCCAGCAGGACUUCCCUAGCCUGUGGGAUACUUCUACUACUUAUUUCCAUCUACAAAUGCAAGACCAGAAUUGUUAUGCCAGUCCAAUUUGUAGAGCAUAGAGAUGCCCCUGGCUAUUUUAGAUUUAUAGUCAUAUUAGAAAAUCUUAAUGCAUUUGUUCAGACGGAGACAAAACCAUAACUAUACCAAAGUAAAUGAAGUGCUAAAAGGUUAUUUAAAAAAAUUCAAAAGACAAUGGAACAUAGUCAUCUCCAUGCGUGUUUUUUAAGCUUUUCUAAGGUGACAGGCUGUCUUCAAUUCUAUGUUCAGCCUGUUAAAUUUAGUAAUAAAAAGGAGUGUGUGCAAUGAGUUUUCAUAGCUGAGAAAGAAAACUUUACAAUAAACUUUCUUUGCAUACGUUGAAGUUAC
Molecule: messenger RNA, 1916 nt
Organism: Dromaius novaehollandiae (emu)
Lineage: Eukaryota; Metazoa; Chordata; Aves; Casuariiformes; Dromaiidae
Gene: BLZF1
Product: basic leucine zipper nuclear factor 1
Exons: 7
Coding region: 170-1354 (394 amino acids)
Biological process (GO): Golgi to plasma membrane protein transport; Golgi organization
Cellular component (GO): Golgi membrane
Source: RefSeq, a predicted model, not a curated record